This is a messenger RNA of Harpia harpyja (harpy eagle), 4984 nucleotides long. RefSeq names its product protein phosphatase 2 regulatory subunit Bdelta (gene PPP2R2D). Bases 2229 to 3095 code for a protein of 288 amino acids. Gene Ontology annotation, molecular function: protein binding; protein phosphatase regulator activity. NCBI's taxonomy places the organism in Eukaryota, Metazoa, Chordata, Aves, Accipitriformes, Accipitridae. Gene Ontology annotation, cellular component: protein phosphatase type 2A complex; cytosol. The record is from RefSeq and is a predicted model, not a curated record. Gene Ontology annotation, biological process: peptidyl-serine dephosphorylation. The transcript is spliced from 6 exons.
UGUACUUCUCUACCUUUGUACUACCAAAGUUGUCAACUGAAAUGUGUAGAUUAAAAAUGAUGUUUUGGUCAAGGUCAUUGAAAUCUUAUAAAAAAAAAAAAAAAGGAGACACAUCAUUACAUAUCUAUAUACUAUUAAAUAAGGUUCCUCUGGAAAACUUGAGGCAAACUUUCAUGAUUAUAUUAUCAUAUUAGCUUCCCAAUAGUUUGUUGAUUUUAAUUUUUUUUUUCUUGGAAUAUCUUAGCAUAUUUAAAAUGGAUUUGAAAUUUAAACUUUUUUAAAAUUUUUUGUUAGAGACAGUCUUCAUCCACCUCAGUAUAUUCAAAUUGUAGAAUAAGAUACACUGAUUAUUGACAGCAAUAAAAUGUAACAAAAUGUUGUUAUUCAAGCCUGACAAUACAGCAUUUUGGAGUAUCUCUGGCUGGAGCUGCACUAGUCUAUACUUAAUUCAUAGAAGCAUGGACUCAUCCUGCUGUGUUCUUAAAAUAGUCUAAUGUCUUCAUGCAACAUGAAGAAAAGUGCAGGGAACACAUUUAUUUCAGAGACCCAUGACAUACUGACUUCUCUUCCUGGCUGUGACUAGUCAGUAGAGGAUAAUGCUGUAGUGUCUGUGUCAGUCACUAGUAAGGAGUAGUAGGUGCCCAGAUUAACCUUUAUAUCCUCCCUGAGUGCUGCUUUGUGAAACUGGCAGGUAGGGUCCUUCUGUUUGGCUUAAAGCACAUGCCAUUGUGAAUUUAGGAAGAAUUUGGCUUUGUAUCGAUAAUUAUUUUUUUUCCCUCAAUAUUGCUCAUAUUUAUUUAACUUGUUUGGCCUUUUUUCUAAGAGCAAGACUAAAAAAUUUAAACAAGGUGCUGGUUAUUCUAUGGUUAUUCUAAGUAGAAGGUGGUUUUGUUAGAGGCAAAUUCUGAGCAUUUGGAAAACCUGAUAUAUACUUGAAUAGUCUUGACAUUUUUCCACUUGCGUAGGGAUGUAGUGGUAGGGUUAGUGCUCCAAACAUGGGAUCAUUUAAAGCAGGAGCUCAAGAAAUGAAAUCAUGUGGGGCUGGGGUUUUUCUUGGGGUUUUUUUAUGUUGUUGUUGUUACCAUAAAUAGGAAUCAAACUGAGGCUCUCACUACUUUCAAAGCCAAUGCCACUCCUGACACUUUUAGGGACUAUACAGUUGUGGGUUUUUGUUGGGUUUUUUUGCCUUGCUUUUGCUUAAAUUGAAUAUUGAACUGAAGCUUUAGGUAUACAUAAGCCUAAUGCAUAAUCAUGUUGGGAAAGGAUAGCCACUUCCUCUGCAAAGUGUCUUUCUAUUCAGCAUAUGGGAACCAAGAUCUGAUUGAGUAUUCUAGUGAAAAUAUCUAAAACCAAGGAAGUGAAUUAUGAUACAAUGCCUUAGCCCAGUGGCUGGAAGUAGGUACAGAUGAAAUUUUGGGUUCUACAACCUUGCCCUUAUGUAGCAGUAGACUACCCAUCUGGGAACAUGGAGAGUCCAGAAUACGGCCUAAUGGUUUUACAAGGUAUGGGCUGUAUCACUAAAGGAGUACAUUAGCAUCUUCUUUAAACGCUGUAAUAUAUUUAGGAAUUGUCAAGCUGAAUGGGGGGAAGCAACAAAAAGCAAGAACCUCUCUCUUAAAAGUUAGUCUUCUAAAUUUGCUGCUUUUCUGGGAAAGGAAGGUUGGGCUGAGCUGCAGAGCUUGCUAGGCACUACAUCUUACAAGAAGAGAUGAUGGAAUGAACCAAGUCUGAGGAACAGUUGGCAGAAGGGGAAAAAAACUUGCCUAGAGUUACCUCCAUAUGUUAAAAUGAUCAGGUUUUAGAGAUCUAGAGUGUGUGUACCUUGGGCUUUUAUGGGUUUUGUUUGCAUAUUUUGUUACAGAAAUAGAAUCCCCAUUUGUUUAUAAAGGAGUAGACAUGGAGGAGAAGCAGCACUUCAGAGCUGCAUCCCUUUGCAUAGUGAGCAUGGCAUUUCUAAGUACCAUACAUGAUAAUUCACAUCAAUGUAUUUUUUAUUUCACAGCCAGGCUAGGAACACUCAUGUGGUAAGAUAGGAAAAUUGCCUAAUAAAAGGUAAUAGAUUAAUUUUAAUCAUUACAGUUUGAUGUAAACAGACUGUGAGAUACAAACAUGGUGAGAGCAAUUACAGAGCUCUUGGAUUAAUUUGUUUCUUGUUCCAGGAAGACAGAUUAUCUUGGACACUGUCAUAACUUUUUUCUUGGUUGGAUAAUGUGCCAAUAUUGAAACCCAUGGACCUAAUGGUAGAAGCAAGUCCCAGAAGGAUAUUUGCAAAUGCACAUACUUAUCACAUAAACUCUAUUUCAGUAAAUAGUGAUCAUGAAACAUACCUUUCUGCAGAUGACCUAAGAAUUAACCUAUGGCAUUUAGAAAUCACAGAUAGAAGUUUUAAUAUUGUAGAUAUUAAGCCUGCUAACAUGGAGGAGCUGACAGAAGUGAUUACUGCUGCAGAGUUCCACCCUCAUCACUGUAACGUGUUUGUCUAUAGUAGUAGCAAAGGAACUAUUCGACUCUGUGACAUGCGUUCUUCAGCCCUCUGUGAUAGGCAUUCAAAAUUUUUUGAAGAACCUGAAGAUCCUAGCAGCAGAUCGUUUUUUUCAGAAAUAAUAUCAUCGAUAUCUGAUGUAAAAUUCAGUCACAGUGGUCGAUACAUGAUGACAAGAGACUACCUUUCUGUUAAAGUGUGGGAUCUCAAUAUGGAAAACAGGCCUGUAGAGACAUAUCAAGUUCAUGAGUAUCUUCGAAGCAAGCUUUGUUCCCUUUAUGAAAAUGACUGCAUCUUUGACAAAUUUGAAUGCUGCUGGAAUGGUUCUGAUAGUGCUAUCAUGACUGGAUCUUACAACAACUUCUUUAGAAUGUUUGACCGAAACACGCGACGGGACAUCACUCUAGAAGCAUCCAGGGAGAGCAGCAAACCUCGUGCCAUCUUAAAGCCACGUAAAGUGUGUACAGGUGGCAAAAGAAAGAAGGAUGAAAUAAGCGUUGACAGUCUGGACUUCAACAAGAAGAUUCUUCAUACAGCAUGGCAUCCCAUGGAGAACAUCAUUGCUGUAGCUGCCACCAAUAAUUUGUAUAUAUUCCAGGACAAAAUUAACUAAAGAUGACUUACUUGAGGACAGAGUCGUCGUCUUGCAUAGUUAAGCUCAUUUGUUUAUCUGUAAAAGAGAAGGCCUUGUUGUCCUACCAGUGAAGAACAUUGAUGCACUUACUUCCCUUUAGAUAAAGGAAAGGAUCUGGCCUGGUUUUUGAGUUCAUGGUGUAGUUCUGCCUUCGGUGGGGGUAGGGAACGUCAGUCGCAAUUUUCUGGGAGAAACCCUCUAGAGGCAGAAUUGAUGGACAGUGCUCAAAAGGCCAAUACUCAAAACAAAUGUAUUUAUUUAAGUCUGAGCCUUCCUUUCCAGUUUAUAGACCAAAAAUUUAACACCCAAGAAGAAAAAUUGUCAUAAAAAUGUAAUUUCUAUCUCUCGCGCUCUUUCUCUGCUGUAAUAUUUGGGCCUUUCAAAACAUAUAUUGUGCUUAAUGCCUGUAAACAUUCCUCCUCUGGCCUGUAUCUAGGCUUAGGUGUUUUUACCUUUGAGCACUUAGGUAGGUCUUGAGUUGGGUUCGUAGACAGGUUUCCAUGAAUAUUUACUCACCAACUGUAUCUAUAACCACACCUUCUGGUGUAAACCACUUAAUAAAAUAACAAACUAUAAAAACUGUUUUUAAAUCUGAAGGUAUGUAUUCAGUCUUUUUAUUUUUUUAUUGCAUGUACUGAGAUUGUGCAAAAUAAUCCUGAUGGGCAGAUUUGACAAUGUUUGCCCCAAAACAUUGAUUUUUGGCAGACUAAUACAAACUUUUUUGUGUAGUAUUUCAAAUUCUAAAUUUAGAGUUUCCAUGAAAUUGUCAUUUAGUUUAAGUUGCACUGGUUUUCUUGUAACACUAUCUGUGUACCAAGUAGGAGAUUGAAAAGGUUAGUAUAAAGACAUCCACAGCCUUAAUAGAAAGUGACCACCUUGCACAGAAGGGAAAACAAAACACUGAACAGAUUUUCUUCUUUGAAGAUAAAAAUUCAGUUUAUCUGAUGCCUCUCAAUGUUAGAUAGAGACAUACCUUACGUGCAUUAUGUUUUUUAACCUUUUUAGUAUUUGUCAUGAAGAUAUAGUUUAUUUUAAAUAUUUGGCAUAAUAUAUUGUAUUUCAGAUUGCAGUUCAAGCCAGCAAAAAAAACCAAACACCUUUCUUGAUUAUGCCAAGCAGCAACGCAGCUUAAUAGACUUGGGCACGUUCUGACUUUAACACCAAGAUGUCAGAAAACACUGAGGCCAUGAGCUGGUGUUAACUGCGGUUGUUGUAACUCUGUUCUUGCUAACUUUUUUUUUUUUUUUUUUUUUUAAGCCUUAGGUACUUCCCCCCCCCCCCCCCCCCCCCCCCCAAAGAGGCCUAAAAUGCAUCAACCUUCUCUUCACCCUAGACUAGCCUGGGUGAGAAACUGUUCCUGAAGCUGUUGCAGCACAUUUUAGUAGCAUCAAGUAGCUAGACGUUACACUCUAUGAAAUGUGCCUGCAAAUUAGAAAUUCUUGCUGAAAAACAAGAUCCCCUGAGCUUCCCAGAGGCAAUACAGAAGUGUGGUUUACACUCCAUUUUUCUUAAAAUGAAGGUGUAUUAUGAUUAUGGAAUCAGAUCUGCAUAUGUAAGAGCAAAAUGUCUCUGUUCUUACCCUCCCGAUCAAUGUCCAUAGAGUGCCACUCUUGUUCACGGUAAGCUAGUAAGUACAACUAACUUUGAGGUUCUACAAAUAAAGUUUAAAUUAAAAAAAAAAAAAACUUAUACUGUAUAUUGGUUGUGACACUAUUUGAAAAUCUUGAAAUGUGGAACUUCUGGGUCACUAAAGCGUUAGAUUUGACCUUGUUCCUAAAAUACAUAAUAGAGCUAAUACAAUGGGAUUGUACAUACUUGUUCAAUUAUUUUGACCAAAAAGUUUAAUAAAUUUUAAAUGUUUACCUGGA